CUGAUAACGCUUCCUCAUCCUCGCGUGGACGCGACCCCACCACCUUGGAGCGUAGACCCUCCUUCUCUCAGCAGCACGCUGGCUCCACGGUUCAGCGACGAUUCGGUAGACCGACCGCACUCUCUCUCUCAGUUUUGAUGUUUGCAUAAACAAGUCGCUGUUGUGCUAGUACUGUUGCCGCUUCAGUAAAAAACGAGGAAUAAUUCGAGGGAUAAAUUAGCGGGCACCAUUAGAAUCAUCGACCGCUCCUGCCAGGAAUCAGUUCUAGGCUGGGCCGAUCCGUGCGAGGCAGAUCCUGAACCCGCAACCUGCGGUUGGAGUGUCGUGCUGCCUCCUCCUCCCCCAAGGCAUGCUUGUUUCCCCUUCUUUACGUUUUUGAUGUUUUGAUCAAGACCUGGGGAUUCUCUUGUAAUGGCCGAGUGCUCCUUGGCAACAAUGGGAGGCCAGUAUCGUGGGGGAUGGACCCAAUCCAGCGGCAAGCUCUCCCCACGAAACAUAUCAAUCAGGAUGUCAAAGAGGAACUACAUUCAUAAAAUUCCCCUUCCAUGUCUGCCCAAAUUUAAUUCAGCGAAACAGCGGAAAAGCUGUGCAUUUACCUCUUAUAAGUUUCAUGGAAGGGGUUACAAGCUGGAGACUCAAGUUAGAUGUUAUUUCUUUCAGUCAAUGAUGGGUUCAGAGAGUGUGAUCUCACCAAAUCUAAUGUUGCUCUCCGAUGAAGCGCUUCUGACUAUCAGCGUAGUUUUUGCAUAUUUGGCUGGGGUUGCACCCUCUCGACCUACAAUACCCCGCACCCGAAAUCCCAGCGCCAAUCAACAUCUUACAGCACCAAUCUCCUCUGAUUCUGGUAGGAAUGGAAAACGUUUGCUUGACAAGAGUACAGCGUCUGACCCCAAUGAUACAUGGAAUGAAGUGAGGGCUAAACUUUCUGAAGCCUUAGAAGCAAAUGGUCAAGAUACCAGUUCUGAUAGCAGAGAUGAAGGACUAAAAAAUGAUAGGAAAAACUAUCCUUUGAGUAUGCUUGCAAUUCAUGGAGGUCCCAGGUUGCGGCUUCUUCUGAUCACAUUUCAACAUCUUGAAAUGGAGGCAAGAAAUGUCUCUGGAAGUUUUCAACUUCUAGAUGGGAUCAGGUGGUCGGAAGUGUCAGUUAUGUUGAUAGAUAGCUUGAUUGAACCAGCAUUUAUGAAAUGGAUCGAAGAAGAGCAAGCCCUGGAAAAUGGCAAGAUCGAUGAGAAGCUUAUGAUGGUGAUUAGUAGAAAAAUAAAGGAAGACAAUGGGAUCUUGAAGAGAUUCAACAGAUUAGGGAAAGUUGAGCUCUAUUUGGACCUGCUCUUUUUCAUAAGAUUUGGUUCUGCAAGGUCUGAUAGCUAUUUUGAUACUAAAUUUCUGGCUGAAAAUGGAGCAAGGAUUUUGGAGGACCUGGUAAUUUUCUUGGCUGAUGUGAUUGCUAGUAUUUAUCUAGAGAUCAUGUCAGUUGAUGGUGACAUGCCUACUGAGGUUGUUGGCUCCAGCUUAGCUUUAUGUUCUCUAUCGACAAGAGAACUUCAAAAGCAGCGUAAUGAGGUGGCAAUUAACGGGUGGUUGCACCAGUAUUUCGAGUCAGUUGUUUCAAUGUACGAGGACAGGUUUGAGUUAUAUGUUCUAUGCAGAAGAUCAUGCAAGAACACAGCAGAUAAUCGACCUGAUAAAACUAAUUGGUUGACCAUUGCAUUUCGAAAUCCUUCCACAUCUACUCACCUGGAUUAUGUUUGCAUAAGCCCAUUUUCUCUUCCUGUGAGAAGGACAAAGGAGCUAAGAGCACUGACUGGAUGGAGGUAUUACUACAGCCUUUUCUUGGAGUUGUCGGAUAUUGCAAUGCCUUUUGCACGGGCAGUCGUGGCUAGAGUCAGCGCUGCGGUGUCCUACUUCUGGGUGUCCAUGAUAGGGAGAUCUCUGGGACUGAUUUUUUCUGGGAUAAGGCAAUCGCUGGGCUGGAAAUGAAGUAGUGUUUCUUCAGCUUUCAUUUUGACAAAUUCAGUAUUGUCACCUGUUACUCUCAAAGAUGAUUGUCUUGUGCUCUUUAUUGUAGUGUUUCAUUGCGGGUUAUGUAUAAGGAGAUUAUUUAAUUUGUUACCAUCCUAAUCUUACCAACUCAAA
This is a messenger RNA of Triticum aestivum (bread wheat), 2133 nucleotides long. RefSeq lists its product as uncharacterized. The transcript has 9 exons. NCBI's taxonomy places the organism in Eukaryota, Viridiplantae, Streptophyta, Magnoliopsida, Poales, Poaceae. The record is from RefSeq and is a predicted model, not a curated record. Bases 412 to 1977 code for a protein of 521 amino acids.